Gossypium raimondii (Peruvian cotton) is the source of this 1235-nucleotide messenger RNA. RefSeq lists its product as uncharacterized. The transcript has 6 exons. Lineage: Eukaryota; Viridiplantae; Streptophyta; Magnoliopsida; Malvales; Malvaceae. The record is from RefSeq and is a predicted model, not a curated record. The coding region runs from base 105 to 1010 and encodes 301 amino acids.
CGGCGCCGUUUCGUGAGAGUCCUCCAAGAAGUAAAUGCGAAGUUCUUAAGACGGCAAACAGAGAAACAGAGAAAGCGAAGAAUCAAAUCUAUCAGAUCCCCAAGAUGGAAGAUUUUUGGAAGCGAGCGAAAUCAUUCGCUGAAGAAGCAGCUAAGAAAUCGCAAACCCUAACUUCGCCCAACAAAUUGGCCGAUCUUGUCGCUGAAACCGCCAAGAAGUCCAAGGAACUUGCUGUCGAAGCCACCAAGAAAGCCGAUGAGCUCAAAACUGCCGCUCUCAAACAAGCCGACCAAAUCCAAAUCCAAUCCAUCUCUAAGUCCAUUUCCGAUUUUAUCCCUCCUCAACUCUCCUCCCUCUCCAUUUCCUCUCCCGCCUCCACUUCUUCCGAUCCUCCUCCUAUCCCCGACUCGGAGCUCCACAAGUUCGGACUCACCGAUGAUUUGAGAGAUUUUGUCAAAGGCUUUACUUCAACUACUUUCCAGAACUUCCCUUCCCCUGUCCAAGACGAACCAGAGCCGUCCGAUUCGACUACUGUGGGGUCCAAUGUACGGAAGGAUCUGAGUGAAUGGCAAGAGAGGCAUGCCACUCUUGUUCUUACUACUGUGAAGGAAAUCAAGAAAUUGAGAUAUGAAUUGUGUCCUCGUUUGAUGAAAGAAAGGAAUUUUUGGAGGAUAUAUUUCACUCUUGUAAGCACUCAUGUUGCACCUUAUGAGAAGCAGUACAUGGAGGAAGUUAAACAGAGAGGAGUGGAGGGGGUAAAGGAGGAUAAACCACAGCAAAAACCUGUUGUGAAGGCAGAGUCAGAAAGUAGUUUGAAAACUAAAACAUCAAGUGCAUCUGCCGAGCAAGAUUUGGAUACAUUUUUGUUGGGAGAUUUUGAUAGCGAUGGUGGUGGAGAUGAUGCUGAUGCUGAUGCUGAUGCAGAUGGGAGCUUGGAUGAUGAUUUUGACAAGAUUGAAAAUUCUGAUGUUGAAGAUGAGAAGAAGAAUGCAGCAGGAACUAAAGCUUAGAAUGGGAGUAAGUCUGAUGGCGAGGAGAAGGGAUGGCAGAAGCUGUUAAAGAAAGGGGGUAGUCUGAGAAAAUGAUUUCAGUGUGUUUGGUUUAUGCAAAGAGAUAUUAUGAUAUGGUAUUUAUUCAUUUAUUUAAACGCAAGAAACAAUUAGAACAUCAUUACUUGCCUUGUACAGAGAAACUCAUUCUUAUUAAUCAGAUUGUUCUUGUUAAUGCUUUUCCUA